AGCGUCCAGUUUGCGUUGAUAAACACGGAAGUGGGACUGAAACGUGAAAACAAAUCUUUACCGCACCGCCUCACAAAGUGUUAUGACACAGUCAUUACCGAUUCUUUUUCAACGUGCACAAUCUUAGUUUAAGCGAUUUCUGCUGUUAUUUUGAAUUAACCGUAAUUAUUUAUAGUUCUGCUGUAGAGUAGAUUAGCACAAUGAAGAACUGUAUUGCUGCUGUGAUAACACUAUGCAUUGUAAUGCAGGUGAAUGGUGCUUUGGAUUUCGAGAAAACGCGCACGGCAUAUUCUGCAAAGAUCUUUGGGUUCUCAUGGGAGAACUGCGGUAAGCCAGACGACCCAGCGGUUCUGAAGACCCUAGCCCUGUCCCCGGACCCCAUCACAGUUCCAGGGGACCUGACUGCCAGUGCGUCCGGGAACACAACGGUCGAGCUGGCCGCUCCCCUCGCUGUGAAUGUGACGCUGGAGAAGGAGGUGGCAGGGUUCUGGGUCAAGAUCCCAUGUCUGGAUGAGAUAGGGAGCUGUCAUUACACAGACGGCUGUGACCUGCUCAACCAGCUGAUACCGCCAGGACAGGACUGUCCUGAACCUCUUCACACCUACGGCAUCCCCUGCCACUGUCCCUUUAAAGCUGGGGUGUACACACUACCAGAGUCAGACUUCUACCUCCCUGACAUUGACCUGCCUUACUGGCUGACCAACGGACACUACAGAGUACAAGGAGUGCUGGGAGCUAUGGAGAAAGAACUGGGCUGCCUCAAAAUCACCUUCUCUGUCCACUCUAAUUACUAAACAACGGAUAAAUGACCUUCUCUUUCCACUCUAAUUAAAUGGUGGAUAAAUGACCUUCUCUGCCCACUCUAAUUAAAUGGUGGAUAAAUGACCUUCUCUGCCCACUCUAAUUAAAUGGUGGAUAAAUGACCUUCUCUGCCCACUCUAAUUAAAUGGUGAAUAAAUUACCUUCUCUGCCCACUCUAAUUAAAUGGUGGAUACAGGAAACAUUAUGUACCAUUCAAUGAGCUGGUGUACUGACAUUUUCUCUUCUUUAUUCUGAAGGGAACUUCUGCUCUCAUCUCUUCUCAUCUCAUCAAACCGCCAAUUGAGAACUGGGCCAGUAUACACAAAGCCUCUCAGGGUAGGAAUGCUGCUCUAGGAUCAGUUUUACCUUUACAGUCAUAAUGAAUAAGAGGGGGGGGGGGGGGGGGGGGGGACCUGAUCCUAGAUCAGUACUCUAAAACACUUUGUGGAUACUGGCCCUGUACCAAACAAGCAGUAACUGAGCUGCUACUGUAGUGGUACUGUAGUUUAGGAUACAAUUCAGACUCACUUUCAGGUAAAACAGUUAAGUUGAGUGAUUUUGCAUGGCUUCCUACUGUACUGCUAUGAACUUGUCAUAACCAGUAUGAUUCUUUUUCAUAAUGUUUUACACUGUCUUUUUUAUACAGAAUUAUUUUUAUUAGAUUUCUUCUCAAGGGUGAAUGGCCGCGGGUAUGCUUCUAUUGGUCAUCGGCUUUUACCCUGGGUAAGGUACUGGUCACAUGACUAGUAGUUUUAGGAGUUUUUAAUUGUGACAGUCGUUUCUAGCUGAUGCUUACUGUGUCAUCAUUUUUGGUUCUAUGGGUCGUAAUGCUACUUCCUGUUUCUAGUGGUGACACUUCUGAUUUUACAACCCCUGGGAAUAUGUUGUUCUUCCUGUUGAUGGUGUAUUGAUCAGUUUUUUUCUGAAGGUGUUUUAUUGUUGACAUGUUCAAAGUGCCUAAAUAGACAUGCUGGAAAUGAGAUCUGCGAAUCAGGUGGGACUGUGUGAUGUUUCAAAGGGAAAUGGAAUGAAAGCAGCCAAUCAAUUCCUUCCCUCGUAUAACACUGUACCAAUAGGCUAAUUCUAUUCUAUAACCAAUUAAAGUGUUGUAAGGAAUGUAAGUGCACUUCCUAUCUUAAAUAAUAAUUCUAAUGAAAUGGUUAUCGGGUAUAGAAGUCUUAAGGAAUCAACACGAAAAAUUGCACCUUGAUUAUUUAGAAAUGACAUGCUUACUACUAUAAUAUGUUGGUCAAUAUUUCACUGUAAAAACAUAUUUUUUUUCAAUAAAAUAAUAUCCUAUAUGUUG
Messenger RNA from Salvelinus namaycush (lake trout), 2107 nucleotides. RefSeq names its product GM2 ganglioside activator (gene gm2a). Gene Ontology annotation, cellular component: cytoplasmic side of plasma membrane. Bases 201 to 794 code for a protein of 197 amino acids. Gene Ontology annotation, biological process: lipid transport; ganglioside catabolic process. Lineage: Eukaryota; Metazoa; Chordata; Actinopteri; Salmoniformes; Salmonidae. The record is from RefSeq and is a predicted model, not a curated record. Gene Ontology annotation, molecular function: enzyme activator activity; lipid carrier activity. The transcript has 4 exons.